Halteromyces radiatus is the source of this 1009-nucleotide messenger RNA. RefSeq lists its product as uncharacterized. Gene Ontology annotation, biological process: regulation of transcription by RNA polymerase II. The record is from RefSeq and is a predicted model, not a curated record. The coding region runs from base 40 to 885 and encodes 281 amino acids. Gene Ontology annotation, cellular component: transcription regulator complex; PcG protein complex. Gene Ontology annotation, molecular function: DNA-binding transcription factor activity, RNA polymerase II-specific; RNA polymerase II cis-regulatory region sequence-specific DNA binding. The transcript has 4 exons. NCBI's taxonomy places the organism in Eukaryota, Fungi, Mucoromycota, Mucoromycetes, Mucorales, Cunninghamellaceae.
CUGCACACUCCACUGCACUCUUUCUGUAUACUAAUCAUAAUGUCUAAACCAUCUUUGAAAAUCAAACUGAGGUUAUCGUCUCCUCUCGAUAGCAAAGUAUCCACACCGCAAUCCUCUUCAUCAAUAUCAUCUACAUCCAGUUCUCCAAAACAAAUGAAAUCAGAAUCACCGUCCAACGAACCUUUGUCAAAAAGAUCAAGGGUACGCUCCAAAAAGACAUCAAGUAUAUUACAGGGUGCUUCCAGCAAUACAAUAUCAGGUGAUACAUCUACAACCACCAAUCCAGGAGACGACCAAGGUCUACAGAAUACUAAUGCAAAUCGAUCUCAAGUAUCAAAGUCAAGUCCACGUAUUAGGGCCAUUUUUACACAUAAAGAUACUCCUACUCGCAAGUGGCAGAAACGUCCAUUGAAAUUUUAUACCUUAGGUGGCGGGGAAGUACAACUUCCUACUGGCUGUUGGAGAUCAGAUGAAGAUAUGAAACUCAACAAACGAACAACAGAACCAACUAGUGUAGCCGACAUUGAUCAACUAUUUGCAGUGGAAAAGGAUUUUCGACCAUUCUUAUGUACUCAUGUUGGCUGUUCAAAAUCUUUCACCUCAUUCGAUCUACUUCAAACUCACGAAACAAAUAUGCAUGGGAUCAAGAAAAUGGUAUGUGGUAUAGAUGGUUGUUCGAAAGGUUUUGCUACUUCUGGUCAAUUGACGAAACAUCGAAAAAUGGUCCAUUUCCGAGCUGCUCGCAAGGCCAAAAAACUCGCUGAAGCCGAAGCUGCUGCCUCAGCUGCUGCUGCUGAUUCUGCCAACACUACUGCUAAUGGUGAUAAUGCUGAUACUCCCAUGACUACCUCCUCUACUCAAGCAAUGGAUGAAGAUUUUUCUUGACUCUACUCUUUUUGAUCACUUAUCUAAUAUUUGUUUCCUGUUCUCCUUUUUUAUAUACAUUAGUCUCCCUGUCCCUUCCGUUCUCUUUGAUUCAAUCUCAUAAAAUAAUAAUAAAAAAAAAAAC